This is a messenger RNA of Portunus trituberculatus (swimming crab), 1773 nucleotides long. It is a transcript of the gene wupA, whose product is annotated as troponin I-like. The record is from RefSeq and is a predicted model, not a curated record. Gene Ontology annotation, cellular component: troponin complex. The transcript has 14 exons. NCBI's taxonomy places the organism in Eukaryota, Metazoa, Arthropoda, Malacostraca, Decapoda, Portunidae. Gene Ontology annotation, biological process: muscle contraction. The coding region runs from base 128 to 1165 and encodes 345 amino acids.
AGCAGCACAGUCAGUCCCUUGGGCGAAUUGACUGCACACGCCACAAGCGUCUCUCGGCCCAAGAUUUAGCCGCUAAACUACCCCCUCACCCCCUCUCACCACCACCACCACCACCAACACCACCACCAUGUCUUCUGACGAGGAGGAAUACAGCAGUGAGGAGGAGUCUAGCGAGGAGGAGGAGGAGGACCCAGCGGCAAAGGCCAAGGCGGCUGAGGUACUGGCCAGACAAAAGGCUUUGGAAGAAGCCAAGAGGAAGCAGGAUGAGAUCAACAAGAGGAAGGCCGAGGUGCGCAAGCGCCUUGAGGAGCAGAGCGCGAAGAAGUCCAAGAAGGGUUUCAUGACCCCAGAGCGUAAGAAGAAGCUCAGGCUCCUCUUGCGUAAGAAGGCCGCUGAAGAACUGAAGAAGGAACAGGAGAGGAAAGCCGCUGAGAGGCGCAAGAUCAUUGACCAGCGCUGUGGCCAGCCCAAGAACCUCGAUGGUGCUAACGAGGCUGAGCUUGAAAAACUGUGUAGAGAUUUCCAUAGUCGCAUAGAGCGGCUUGAGGGGGACAAGUGGGAUCUGGAGCACCAGAUCAAAAUGAAGGACUAUCAGAUCAACGAACUCAACAUUCAGGUCAACGAUCUUCGCGGCAAAUUCAUCAAGCCCACCCUGAAGAAGGUCUCCAAGUACGAGAAUAAGUUCGCCAAGCUGCAGAAGAAGGCCGCUGAGUUCAACUUCAGGAACCAGCUCAAGACUGUCAAGAAGAAGGAGUUUGAGCUUGAGGACGACAAGGAGAAGGACAAAAAGCCUGGCUGGGCGGCUGGCGGUCCUGGAGUCGCCAAGAAGGAAGGAGAGGAGGGCGCACAUCCGGCGGAGGGUGAAGCCGUGGCUGAGGAAGGAGGGGAAGGCGCCCCCGCCGAGGGAACCCCCGCUGAAGAAACACAGGCAGAGGGCGCACCAGAGGGAGCCCCGCAGGAGGCACCGGCCGAGGAAGCUCCUGCCGAGGGCGCCGCUGAGGCUGCUCCGGCGGAGGGAGGUGAGGCUCCCCCCGCUGAGGGCGCCCCAGCGGACGCCCCGGCCGAGGCUCCCGCCGAGCCUGCCGCCGAGGCAACCGCUGAGGCUACCCCUGCUGAAGCUGCUCCACCCGCUGAAGGUGACGCCCCGCCCGCCCAGGAAGCGUAAAGCCCGCAGCCAGCAGCCGUCAGCAGGAGCAGGAGCAGCAGGGGGGUGAAUGCAGCCGAAGGAAGCAGCAACAAAAUAUACUCGUCUACGUUCCUUGUCUUCGUUUUCUGUGGAGCUUCGCUGUGACGUCAUGCAGUGUCCGGAUCCCUUCCCGAUGAGCUAAGAGGAAGUCAUGACAACUACCAACUAACAAAGAGAGGAAUGCACCCGUUGAGAGAUGCCAAGAUGGAAUAAAUACAAGAACAACAUCAGGAAGAGCAAGAUUACACCGCCUUUUCACGGUUAAUGGAAGAAAAACGAGAGAUAUAUGGAGAUUUCUAAGCCAAAGUCAAGGCCACAGCCGGGACUCAAGGGUGCAUUCGUGCGAGUCAACAUUUUUUUAUUAUUAUUCCAUCAUUUAUCAAGUAGGACUAAUUUAUAAAUCUUCCUGGACUGACUGUGAACAUCAAAAAUACAAAUAUAUAUGAUAAUAAUAAUGGUUAAUAUUAAACCUUCAAUAUAAUUUGUAUAAUGAAUGACGGUAUUUUUUUCAUGUUUGUCUCUGGAAAGUAUGAUUGAAUGCAUAAGUUUUCAGUUAUCAACACUGAUGAAAUAAAAUACUUGUCACA